Molecule: messenger RNA, 6484 nt
Organism: Phyllotreta striolata
Lineage: Eukaryota; Metazoa; Arthropoda; Insecta; Coleoptera; Chrysomelidae
Source: the annotation of a GenBank genome assembly
CGACCACCGUGGAAGCCAUACGAACGAUGUUUUGAACGCUCGCCAUACUUUCGACUCUCUGUUUUUUCUUCUUUUCGCUGGUUUUUUAAGUCUUCACUUUCCGACGACUCUUUCAGGCUAUACAUGUAACGAAAACCACCCUCUUUAAUUUUUUUUUCUUUUCGUUUCCUCGAGUUCACCAGACCGGAAAAUAUUUAUUUCUUCAUAACAGUGCGCCGUUUUUGAAUACGAACUCAAUCGCGAGUGCUGCAUUCACAUCGCGAAAACGAAGUUCUACGAAGUAUUUGAAAUUAAGAAAUUAUCUUCCUCUCAAAAUGACGGUAGAAAGUUCAUCGUUGUUCAAACUGGAGACUACGUCGAGAGAAAUCCUAUAACGGAGGGAUUGAGAACAGCCCUAGCCCGACUGCGACAGAGAUCGACACCCCCUGAAAGUCAAACGUCCCCCUCGCACCGACCUCAACAAAACCACCAAUUCUACCAUCACCAGUCACGCUUCGACGGCGCUCCCCCGCCAUCACCAUCAUCAACUUCAUCAUCUGCGGCACCAUCAUCGAACAGCCACUGCCCUUCCGCACCUUCCAGCCCAUGUCCUAGGAUGACCGUGAACUCGCAGUCGGGCCCCCCCAAGUCCCCCCGACCACCCGACGAUCUCAUCACCACAGCUACCUCGGCUCUGCGGCGGUUCCACUUCAAAUCCGGACGGAACGCCACCAAAACCUCCGCCGCCAAGCAACAGAGCCAGCCAGUGCCGAAAGUAAUAGUGAUGGGUAGCAGUACGGCGUCAGAGACCACGAUAAACACCAGUACCGAUAGUUCGAAUACCAUUGUAACAACUGUAACGGCUACUGAUGGCACCGACGAGAGUCUCGACUACCCCGAGCCGAUGGAUCUCUUCUCGUGCGACAACAUCGCCGAGAACUCCAAGUUGUGCAAUCCCGCAUUGCCGAUGCCGCUGAGUCCGAAAACGCCGGCGACGGCGAGAGAAAAGACGCCGCCGACGGCCAAGAACCAAACGAUGUUCACCUUCGAGAUAAACGAGGCGGAAUCGUCGGCCCUCUUGGAAGACGUUACGCCUAAGUCGAGAACGGAGGAAACCGCGUUCCUGGUGGAGACGGCUCCGAAGCGACCCAAGACGGUCGACGCGCUGAUGCAGGAGCAGAUAGAGGCCUUGAGGAUAGACGCUCGCAGGCGGAACAGCUACAAGCAGGCGGCUCAGAAUUUCGACGAGAUCGAGGUGAUGAGCGACGGGUACUUCAACGCGAACGCCUCCAAGGAACACCGGAGGAGUUUCAGGAAGAGGCUGGAGGUGGAUAAGCAGAAGAUGGAGAAGACUUCGCCGAAGAGACGAGCUGAGAGGAACGUUAAUUCUUCGCCGGAGGAAACUGAUUCGCCUAGACCUAAGCAUAGGCAUAAAAAAUCCAGCAGACGGACGCGCUCGCCGAGCAAGUACCACCACACGCAAACGGACAAGUUCACCUACGACGACCGGCAGAUGCCGAAGUACCGCACGCGCUCCUCCAUAUCGUCGGCGUCGUCGUCGCGACGCACGCCCCCGCUGCCCGACCUGAGGGUGGACUUCUUCAGCGAAACGGGCGACGGAUAUUGGCACAAGCAAAACGAGCAAAACUCCUUGCACUCGCUGGGCAUCGCGACGGGCGUCUCGGGCGAGAAGAGAGGCAGCGUGUGCUUGACCAAAUGCCUAAGAGAGGUGGGCGCCCACUUGGAGCAGACCUGCACGUCGCCGAUCAACGUGACUACGAAUCCGCUGGACCCGGCUCAUUUCGCGGCCGGCGGCAGCGGCACCAGGAAAACGCCUCAGGCGACGAUAGUCGUCCAACAGCCCUCGGUCAGUUUGGAUCACGCGAACGUGUCGACUAUACUGCUGAAGAACGAGAGCGAUUUCGUGUCGAACGUGCAGGAGGGCGCCAACAAGGGUCGCCUCAAACGCGAGGAGAACAUGAAGCAGCUGCUGGACGUUGCGCAUAAUCUUACGUUGGAGGAGAUGCACGAUUUCGAAAUGAGAUACGGAAGUCCUCAUCACAACAGGUCACAAUCUGUGAAAACUCCGGGCCGCGCUUCCGGCAGGCCGAAUUACUUAUGCCUGCCACAGCAGCGGUCCAGAGUGGCCUCCAUGCCGAACACCGGAGUGGAGGAAGAGUACUAUCGCUUGAGGCAUUUCUCCAUCACCGGAAAGGGCGUAGUCAACAGAGGAGACAGCUUGAAAAGCAGAAGGUCGCGAUCGAAUAACUCCGUCGCUUCGAGCAAUUCGAGCACUGAACAAUUGCCAACGGCUGUGUCUGCGGCUGGUUCCGCACGAACGUCGGCAUCCUGCAGCCUGGCGUCUUCCAGAGAAUCCUCGACGAGCGCCCCGGGGCCCACUCCUUACAAGGUGUUAAUGCUGGGCGGCCCUGCGGUCGGAAAAUCCUCUCUAGUUUUACAAUUCAUGACAUCCGAAUAUUUGCACGCGUACGACACUAGUAUAGAUGACGAGAGCGGUGAGAAGUCUGUGUCUGUUCUAUUAGCGGGCGAGGAAUCCGAACUUUGUUUUAUAGAUUUCGCCACUGCGGAUCUAUCGCCGGAAAGUUGCAUCCAUAAAUACUUGGAUCCGCACGCUUAUUGCGUCGUCUACAGCAGCGCCGACCGAUCGAGUUUGGAUACAGCGGAAAAAAUUCUACAGAAUUUAUGGACUUUGGAUACUAUCAGUACGAAGGCGGUGAUUUUGGUGGCCAACAAGGCGGAUUUAGUGAGGUCCAGGGCGGUUACUACUGAAGAAGGUAAAACCAUGGCGACUGCUUACGACUGCAAAUAUAUAGAGACAUCUGUAGGAAUCAAUCACAACGUGGACGAACUGCUGGUAGGAAUUCUGACGCAGAUCCGGUUAAAACUGGAGAAUCCCGAAAGGACGCGCGACAUUUUCCGGAAGCGCAGCUCCUCCAAGAAAAAUUUGAACAGGAAUAAAAGUCCGGCGUCCGGAGCGGCGACGCCGACGGGCAGCGCUCAAAAUUCGCCAAAGAAAUACAGGGGCUCGAGGACGUCGGCCAGUUUAAAAGUGAGAAGCCUGUUGGGCAAGGUGUGGUCGAGGGAUAGCAAGUCGAAAUCUUGCGAGAAUUUACAUGUAUUGUAAACGAAUUGUGAUAUUUAUUUAGUUGACGUUUAUUUCGUAAGGAAGUGCGCGAAAAUGGUUUUUUUUUGUAUAGGAGAAAAUGUUGGUAGAUAUAUAUUAUAUUUACAUGCGAUCUCGUUUAGUUCGCUUCGUUGUCUGUAAUUUUUUUGUUAUUUAACAAGAGAUUUUGAUGAAAGUGUAUCUGAUUGUCUUUAAAUCACGCCCAAUGGGAUUGAGGUCAUGACUCUGCAAAACGGAGUGUCCUAUAUUUAUGCAUUAGCGUUGCAAAUAAUGUAUUUUAUUAUCAACGUACUUUAACAGAUUUUUUUCAAUCCACUUUAAAAGAAGAACUAAACGUAUAAGUACUAGCAUUUUCGUUUUAAUAGAGGAUUUUACACGUGUUCCAGUAAUCUCAUAAUAAAAUCCCCUAUCGUAAAUUGAGUUUAGAUAUAGUACAAUUUUAUUGUGAUUAAUUUUUACUUCGAAUCAAUCAGUUUCAUUAUCUAUAAGUUUGUUUUUAUACUCGUUUAAAUUAUACCUGAUGUAAGUGUUGUUUCUAUAGGUAUUUUUGUUUUUUUUUAAUUAAACGUUUUUUUAUAGAUUAUUGUAAUUGAUUUUAUUUUAACACGUGACGCGCACUAAUUAACGCGAAACGGUCUUCCUUUCGAACGAAUUUCAAUCCUAACUCAACAUAUCCCCGCAUUGAUCCAUAUCUCACGAUAUAAGCACAAAUCGGCGCAAGGGAAAUCGUUUCGUUUUAUUUUUUAUAGUUUAUAGUGGAAUAAUAAGGGUCAAUUUUUUUACCACAAUUACCCGGGUCCAUACGAUCUAUAACACCAAACCAAUACGCCCCUCUUGGAAUGUGUAGAAAACAAAUUAUUUAUAAUAAAUAUUGUAAUUUUAAUAUCGCUCCUCGUUCGUCCGGUGGCCAAAGCUGAAUAUAUUCUCUACUUCUAUAUGUUAAAUGUCAAUGAGCAACAAAAUAAAAAUAGUCGGUGUUGUGUCCCAAAAUUAAUUAAGGGUGUAUAUUACCUCCUAACUGAUCGCUCUAUUACUUUUCCUUUAGCUGUAAGUUAAUUUGUAUAUAAUCCGGAACAUAAGAUUUAUGGAUUUAUACACCCUUAGUUAGUAAAAUUAGUGAUAAGGGUUGAUUCUAUCAUAGAGCAUUAACCCUUUUUAUCUACAAUUAUUGACACUAUUCGAACCCCGUGCAUGUAAAUGUCUAUUUUAAACCGAUUAUCAGUUAGAACCCACUCUAUUAGUAAAAUUAAUAUACACAAUUUUUCCUAUUAUGUGUCUAUAAAAAACAUUCCCUCUAUUCUAGAUUAAAAACGAAUUAAGUGGCACUAGGAUUAAAACGUGUUCUGGAUUAAAUUCUUAUUAAGUAUGACGUGUAUCAAAUGCAAUAAUAAUUUAUACCGCGACGCGAUGCGACGUCGGCGCUGCCAUGACGGCGGCGUCGCGACGUCCAACGCCCGGUGAGUUGUUUAGCGAAUGCCGCCGCACGAACGAGCAGUUCGUUUAAUCAAUUCGGGUCCACCUUGUUGUAAUGUAUUGUAGAAAUGUAUAGAAAAUAGUUGUUAAAAGCAUAUAUCAUAACGGAUGGGUCUGUUUCGUAGGCUCUGUUUUUACAAGAUUGAGGUUCUUGUUGAAAGCGCAUUCGCUAUUAAUAUGUAUAAUGGAUUUUUAAAGAGUUUCAUGUGCGAAACAGGCCUGCACCUGCAUUUUAUUAUUAAUAAUCUAGAUGUUUUCGGAUGUUAUACAUAAUUACUUAUAUACAAUAAAUCGAAAGGCAAAGCGAUGCGUGUCUAAUUAAAAGGGAGAAACACAUUUUUGAACGAAGGCAAAUUUUUAUGAAAUAAUUAAAAAUUAUAUUUAAAUGUACAAUUACCGUUUCAACUGUAAAUUUUUGUAUGUAAUUAACGAUUAACAAAUCAAUCUAACAAUUCAAAAUUCUAAUAUUAUCAAUCACUAUUAAAUAACUCGACUUUAAGUUUCGUUCGAAUGUUUUCGACGAAUUAUACUGGAGAGCAAAAUUACCUAGAAAUUCGAUUAUCAAACAAAAUUUAAAAAGAUUGUUAGAGGCUUAAAAAUUUAAUUAUUAAUGUAAAAUAUGAAACAUUUAGGUACCUAAUUUAAUAAAAUAUUUAUAUGCGACUUAUAUUAAAAUAAAUAUAUGCAUUGUAUAAAAUUUAAGAGUGUCCUGUUAAUUUUACACUCCAGCAAAGUUAACAUACGACCAAUUUUCGUUGUGCCUUUUGUAGAAGGGGCUUAGCAGUUCGAAAAUAGCUUUAGAAAGAAGAAACGGACUGAACCGAUCGACAAGUCAUAAUUUUUACAACUAUUAACGCAUAGAUAAUAGAUGUUUUAUAAAUAUCUCAUUCGAAUCGAAUCUUAUGUGAAUUUAUAGGACGUUUAUUGUUCAUUUAUUGAAGUAAAAUCAAAUCAAAUCAAUUUUUAUCGAUUUCAUGUGUCACGAGACCAUUCCUUCUACACAGAAAAUUGUAUUUUAGAUAGUCGAGAGUGUUAUAACGCAUUAUCAAUGAAAUAUCUCCGUAUACAUUUCUGUAAAUUUCGCUAAAUUUCUUAAUGUUACAUAUGUAUCUUCCAAAGCGAAAUGUGUAUUUCAAAUUGUUCGUAUAUGUUUAGCUUCUAAGAGAUAUAUUUAAUUAGCUGUUUGAGUGCCAAUUUUGUCGGAAUACAUUUCAAUUACAUGUCCAAUAAUGUCUAUUCAAUGUCGAUGAAUGUUUAAUUAAAAAAUUAGCACUAUUUGUUGUCGUUUAUUACUAAAGUGAAGAGGAACAUGAAACAAUAUUAGCAGCAAAAGAACAAAUAAUUAAGUGUACUUGUGCUGGUAGAUUGAACAAUAUUCAUAUGAGAAAUGGUAGAAUAAAUAUUUGAUAGUUUUCUAACAUGAAUGGAAUUAAUAUUAUCUAGUCGUAACGGAGAUUUUCUUUAAAAAUGAUAUAGUAUUUAUUUGGUUAAGUGUUUUUAAACUCUUUAACUACUUAUCAACAUUAAAUAUUGUUACAUGUUCUUGUUAGACUUUUGUGUAAUAAAUUUUUAUAAACUGUUCGGAUAUUCGGGUAUACAUUAGCAAUAGUAAACGAAUCACUUUGAAUUAUCUAUAAACCCAAUUUGUAAUCUGCUGCCUAUUGUCAUUAUAAACAAGUUUGUUGUUUGAGAGUGCACUUUGUUUACUAUAAAAAUUAAGUGUACCUACCCUUUGAAAUAUGUACAGAUAAAAUCCUGUAUUGUUGCCCAAUUGAAUAUCCCUAGAAUAUUAAGUUACUGUGAAAAAUAUCUAUUAUAAUUUCUCUUCGAUACUUUUUUUAUUGAAUGAAUAUUACAAUUAAACUGACAUAUUAUUGAAAAAAACUU